AUGGGAGUAAGGGUGAUAGGUGGUGGUUGUUACAAAAUAGAAGAGAGUUUUGCAGGGCCAAGCGGAGGUCGUGACGACGAGGAGAGAGAAAAGGAGGAGAGGGAGAAUCGAGUUAGAACAGUCGCCGGAGAGGCCGCCGAAACAGUCGCCGGAGAGGCCGCUGGAGUGAUCGCCGGAACAGUCGUCGGAAUUGUAGCUGAAGAGCCAGACAAGAAUUAUUUCUCUCUUAGAUGGCUUAUACCGAAGAUCAUAAAUGCCCUCUGGGAGCUAAUAAGAAGCUUUAUUAUUCCAUAUAUAGGAGGAGCAGACUACGAAGAAGGUGGUUUUCUUCAAUUACUUAGGGUGAUCGGCUUGUUAACUGCAGGAUUACCAGCUCAUUGUCCCCAAGAUUAUGUUAAUGCUACUAGGUUGGGACCAUUGGAUGUUUAUCUUAAUUAA
Molecule: messenger RNA, 438 nt
Organism: Fraxinus pennsylvanica
Lineage: Eukaryota; Viridiplantae; Streptophyta; Magnoliopsida; Lamiales; Oleaceae
Source: the annotation of a GenBank genome assembly